AUGGCCGAGAGCGGCUGCUCGCUCGACGAAAUCUUUCACCUGUGCCAGACUCUGGCUACUAACGACUUGACGACCGUCUCCACGAGCUUGGCGGCGCCCUCUCUCGCGGGCUUCGUCACCGGCGACAGUGACACGCACUACCGUUGCGCGAAGAAACAACACCCGAGUCUCUCGGCCAGUCCCGACGCCGUGCGAACGGCGCUGAAUCCGUUCUUCGAAGACGCGUCGGAAGGUAACAGACGUAUCGAUCCGGAACACCAGGUCGUCGUCUUUAUCGAUAAUGCGGGGAAGUCGCCCAAGCUGGAAGAGAAUCUCGUCGUGUGGGAGACCGUCAGCUGCCUGCGCGAGAAGGGCUACGAAGUACCGAGGGCGUACUGCAGCGCUUUUAUGACGUCCCCGGAAGACGCUACGUUUUUCGUAACUUUACUUCGGAUAUCCUUCACUUGCGUACUGAAGUACUUGGACGCGCCUACGACUGCCGUGAGUUGGCCUCGCCACCUCCAGUAUACUCCUGCAGGUGCAGAAAGUGUGACGGUCGAGCUGCCACUGACUGUGGAACCCACUCUUUCUCAGGGUGACGAGGACGAGGACGUUCUUCCCGAACCGGAGUACGCUGUCACGGAUAAGUUUGCUUCGUGUGUGCUGCAGGUGAUUAAGUGCACUGUCAAGUCGCUGAUCGACUGUGAAAAACAGUUGAAUUUGUACGACGAGUUCGGAGGAGGUAGAGAUUGCGGAACGAAUGUGAGGAAGGUGUCGAAAGCGAUCGAGAGGGCAGUUACUAACGGAGAUCUCGACGGUCACAAUUUGUUCACAUUAUUUCGCGAUAUGAGCAAAAUUGUGGAAAGUGCACGGGCGGGUGUUUCUGGCCUUUUGUAUACUAUAUUCUUCGAGGCAGCUGCUAAGAGGCAACAUUGUCGAAAGCUGGAAAAAUUAUUUAUCAUUUUGAGAAUGACCAUGAUUCCAAAGAUGGAGAACUAUUUAUUGGAAACAAAACAAAUCAAGUCUCGUAAAAUAAACGCUAUAGCUGUAGUGGAGAGGAACAGUAAAAAAGACUGA
Molecule: messenger RNA, 1056 nt
Organism: Schistocerca cancellata (South American locust)
Lineage: Eukaryota; Metazoa; Arthropoda; Insecta; Orthoptera; Acrididae
Exons: 3
Coding region: 1-1056 (351 amino acids)
Biological process (GO): glycerol catabolic process
Cellular component (GO): cytosol
Molecular function (GO): glycerone kinase activity
Source: RefSeq, a predicted model, not a curated record